AGCUGGAGGAGAGAGGAGGGACCAAAAGCGUCAGACUGUGGGGACUGAGACCUGAAGGAGGCCCUGUGGCCUCAGGCAUGCCUGGAACUCUGCCUUUUUGAAGCCCGUUGACGAUCUCAUCCUAAUUUAACCUUCUGUGGAAUUCUUCCAUGAGAUGCGGUUGCCAACCUCAGGCUUCCUAAAGAAGAUAGCCAGUCCACCCCUUGUGAAGUGUACCCGCAGAGUGGGCAAGUGGGCCCUGGAGAGAACUGGGACAAUACAGGAGGCAGAAAUCCUCACUCUUGAGAAACACACUCAGCACCUGCCUCACCCCGCUCCUGCCCCUGCCCAAAUACCAGCUUCAGCCCAAACUAAAAUGAUGUUCUAACUUAUGCCCGUUCUUUGUUGUGCAUAAAAUGCCAAUCUGCUGUUUUAUCUUCAUGAACAAUGGAAACUGUACUUCUUUGCAGAAAAAUCACAAAAAGAUAACACGAAUCAGAUUCAAAUGAAUAAAAAUUAUUAGUAAGCCCGAGUUUGACUUAGAAAAAGAAAGUAGAAUGAGAUGGGGUAGAGGGAGGUGAGAAGGAAGGGAGAGGGUCUUUUUCUUUUUCUUUUUUUCUUAAUUAGUUGAGAGGGUCAUCUUGUCGGCCUUAAAAUGUAUCUUUAGGGAAACCAUCAUUUAGGUUACUGGUAGUUUCUUUCUUCAUCCUAAUUUUCAUUAAAUUGUGACUUUGAAAUGAUGCAGUGAGUUUGGGAAAAGAGAACACGCACACAUCCCUCUCCGCAGGGGGAUUCUUCUCACAGCAGACUGCUCCAGGAUCUGACUCUGAAGGCACACUUGAGCUGAACUAUUCUGACUGACCUUGGCAGUGGUGAAGGCCUAGGAGGAAGUGCAGUGCCAUGGGAUGGGCAGCUGCCACCGUGAAGAACAUGCUGGCUGCAUCUCUUUCCUCCUCCCAGAUGAUGAGAGGAGACUUUGAGCAGUGAUUAAUGUAUCCUCUCCUUUUAAAAAAUGUGUAUUUUGCUUAUUUUCCAUAGAGGUUUAAGGUUGGUGCCCAUUCAUCUUAACAGGAUAUAUAGAAAACACAUAAUAUUAAAAAACUAAUAUAAUGUAAUAUUUAGGUUUUCCUAAAUUAUCCCAUUUAUAGCAUAAGCCGAUCCCAUGAACUAAAUUUGCCUGUACUGUGAUUUAGAUUCUCUAAUUUAUAUUGAAACUGGAGGAUUUCUUUUUAUUUUUAAAGUCUAUUAAGAUUAAAUAUAUAAAUCUUUCUAGAAAGACAUAAUUGGUGGUUUCUAUUAUCUUGGUCUUAGAGCUGUGACAAUCUCAGAGCUGUGACAAAGUCACUGGAUUUUAAGAAUUCAGAAAGAUAAAUAAAACUUAUAGCCUUGAAAUGGGGAAAAGGAAAGAUCCUGGAGGUAGUCUUCUAUUUUUAAGGUAGUCAUUUUCUUCUUAAAGAUAAAAAAAUAUAUAUUUCAUUUAUUAAGAAAAAACCUAGUCUGUAUUUUUAAAUUAAUGCAAAACCCAGGAGAACGUUACUAAUCAUUGUGGUGCUACUAAGUACAACUCUACUUUUGGUCUGUUGGGAAUAUGCCUUCUUUUUUCUUCCUCAUCACUAAUCACCUUUUUUAAUUGUAAGAGGGCUUUUAUUAAAAUAUUUGAAUCAUUUAUUUAUUUUGGAGCACCUAACUUUAGAAGAUGUUUAAUGAUUUUUAUAGCAUAAAAUACAGACUUUUUAAAUUUUAGGAAACAAAUCAUAAAUUGAAUCUCUACUGGGAGAAUUUGGACAAAGAUACGACAGUCUAUAGAAGGAAAUAUAUUUAAUUUUAUAUACUUUUUAAAUUACGGGGUAUAUGGUUUUGGAGUUUUAACUAGUAGUAACCUUAUCUGUUUAGAAAUGACUUAAAAAAAUAGGAAAAAAUAUUCCCCCAAGCAGAGCGGAUGCUUUCUAGAUAUUUAACUUCGAUGGUCUGAAAUUAGAUAGUGAAGCAGGAUAUAAUCAGAAUAACUUUUUUCUUGAUGUAUAAAUAUUUCUGUCUUUUUAACAUUUCAGUCAGCUGUGAAGAAAUUCCAGAAAUGAGAUAUCGACUAGACUAAACUAGCUAUGUAAAAAGAAUUCUGAGGGUUGUAAGCUGUUCCGAUUUUCUAUGAUAUUAAGAUUUUUUUUCCCAAAAAAUAAUUUUGGAGAGGGAAUGUUAAAUUUAUUAAUUUUUCAUAAUUUUCUGUAUUGCUGUGGUUUCUCCAAGGUCUUGUUUUUUAAUUUUAAAAACAUUUUUUAAAGAAGGUAUCUAAGAGUGAAUUUAUUUUUGUGAUCAUUUUUGUUUGUUAUUGUGAUUAAUAUGUGAAAGUAAGGUAAAUUCUAGUCUUAGAAUAUAAGAAUAUAUUUCUGUGAAAGCCAUGUUUUCUCAUCAAGACCUAACUAGGAAACAUAGGAGUCACACUUGAUCAUUCGUAGUAAUUUUGAAAGUCUUCGAUAAUCUUUUUCUUAAAGCCCACUUUUUAAAUGUUGUCUGGUAAGUUAUUUAUUCUUGUUACAGUAGUUUAGUUAUUUUUUGUAUAACUAUAGUUCUUCCCAAAUAGUUAGAAAUAAAACAAGCAUUAUUUGUGAUUAAAAUGUAUGUUCAUUUAAUAAUUUUGUUAUAUAAAAUACUGAGUACCUGUUAAAAGCUGUUUGACUUUCAGUUUUAAAAGAGCUCUCUAGUUUGGUGAGUCUGCAAAGAUUCCGGUCUCUGCGGCCUGUCAGCCAAAUAAUUUUUGCAGCGUUUUUUUCUUUGCUUCUUAUAAACACUUAAAAAUCGUACUUGCAUUUACUUAAGGACAGCCAUUAAGUUAGAAAGCACUGAAGUUACUAUGAAAUUGCUCUUUGUUUUUUCAUACAUUAGGGAGGAAUGAUAGAUUUUGUGUAUCCCCUGUGAGUUGUUAAAACAGAAAUACUUAGGGCUGCUAUUCUGGAGCUGUAUGCUUACCUUAUUUCAGAUGAAAUGAUUUUGUCGGACUAUGUAGUUUAAAGUAAGUUUUGUUGCUUUCAUGCUUGGGCAAAGUUAUUUAAUUUUAUUUUUGUGCAGAAUAUCCUGUAACGCACGUCAGCCCUUUGUGGUGUUCCCAGAUUUGGGAUAGGCAUAGAAGACUUUCAGAAUGGCAAGUUAUUGUCUGAUUUACUAGAAAGCACGAUACCUGUAAAAUAGGUCCCUCCUUAAAGAUUAUCAAGAGAAAAAGAAGUUAAAAUGUCAAGGAAGGUGCAACUACUGUAAAAACUUUUUCUUUUCUUCUGUAAACUCCUGGUGUCCCAUAGGAAGCUUUGGAGCUUAUUCCCAGCUAACAAAAUAAUUUAAAUAUGAACGAUGCCACGAAGGUGGAAUAUAGUCAGUUGAAGGCCCACUGUUCUUAAGGUGUGUGGUUAGUAAUCUUGGUCUGAAUUAACAAAUUAUAUAGUACCUGAUUCAUUUGCAGAUAGGGUUGAAGAAGGUUGGUUCGUGGGGUUUUAGCACGAGGAGGCUGAUUUAAGUAUUACAAGUCUUUCUUGCUUCUGUUUGUGACUCUCUGGAAAUGCUAUUAGUUUUAUUCUGUUGUGUUCUCAUAGCUAUGGUCAAAGUAAGUAGGUUUAGGAAUGAAACAGACAUUUUCCUCUCUAUAAAAUUAGGGGACUGGACCGUGCUUUUGCUAGGCUCUUUCCAGAGAUGGGAAUCUCCGACCCUGAACUCGGUGUUAGCUCCGCGCUCCACCUUUCUUACUCUGCACUCCACUUCAAUUAUCUGAUUUGCAAGUCAAUGUUGUGGAAAGUUCUCUAUUGUAAUGCAGAAACUCAGCCUCAGGUCCUUGCUGAUAGCAACAACCCAAAAGCACUCUUCAACCACCUCGGAAAGAUAAAUCUUUUUAAAAGAUGGCAAACUGCUUUCACGUUCGUCCCAGAUGAAAGUUUUGAGCUGCAUCUGGCCGAGCAGGGUAAUCCAAUCUAUUUUAAUGCAAAGAUUUUCCAAGAAGGCAGGAAACCGUCAAGGGGAAGGCUUUCAGGCAUCUGCUGUUUCGUUUCCAGAUCCCUUGUGUUAAUUUAAUGUUUCUAGGGAACCAGGCUCUUGCUUUUUCUCGGAAUCCCUCCUCUAGGAACUGGCGAGUGCGGUGGCGCUGUGCGAGCGGUAGAUCAUCCAGAGGGCUGGUCCGGGCGCGCGGCGCGUCCCCGCAGCCCAGGGUGCAGCCGGUGGACCCGCCGCCUCCCGCCUGCCCUGUCCGCGGCACAGAGCGGCGCCCGGGGACUGCAUGCUCGAAAGGGCAGUUUGUUGCAUGUGCCCAUUUGGCCCGAGGGAAAGGUGAUCGGAUGGCUGGGAUCCCCUCACACAUCCUCAACAGCUCCCCAUCAGACCAGCAGAUUAACCAGCUGGCCCAGAGGCUGGGCCCGGAGUGGGAGCCCGUGGUGCUGUCGCUGGGGCUGUCCCAGACGGACAUCUACCGCUGUAAGGCCAACCACCCCCACAACGUGCAGUCGCAGGUGGUGGAGGCCUUCGUCCGCUGGCGGCAGCGCUUCGGCAAGCAGGCCACCUUCCUGAGCUUGCACAGGGGCCUGGAGGCCGUGGAGGUGGACCCCUCGGUGCUCCAGCACAUGCUGGAGUGACGCCCCCUGUCAGCACUGGGGGAGGGUCCCCAAGGCCCUUGUGCCAGAUCCUGACUCACUCAGAGCAGGUGACUGUUUUGUUUUGUUUUUGUUUUUUCUUUUCACUGAUCUUUAGAUGGAAAGAGAAAACAAUUUCUACUCGACUUUACUUAAAAGGCCAAAGUACCCAGCAGAUCUCCUACAUUGGUUCAACAAUUCAUUGUUUUUAAUUGCUUGAAGAUUGUGUUUUAAUUGUAGUUUUUAACUGUGCCGUUGCCUUUUAAUAGACCAGUAAAUCAUAGUGAUUAAAAAAAAAUACCAUGUUAUCACAUUACAUGCAGGUGUCCCAUAUAUAAAACACCACCUUCAUGUUGCCUGGAAACUCAACUGAUGAUGAUGAUAAUAAACCAUGAAUUACUGUAUAUAUACUGUGCUCCUUUCAUGAGAAAGUGUUGUGGGUUUUUUUUCUCAUUCUUACAUUGCAUAGAUUAAAGAUGUAAAAUUACAGUAUCAUUUCUUUGGA
Sciurus carolinensis (gray squirrel) is the source of this 5085-nucleotide messenger RNA. It is a transcript of the gene Cradd, whose product is annotated as CASP2 and RIPK1 domain containing adaptor with death domain. NCBI's taxonomy places the organism in Eukaryota, Metazoa, Chordata, Mammalia, Rodentia, Sciuridae. The record is from RefSeq and is a predicted model, not a curated record. Gene Ontology annotation, molecular function: protease binding; death domain binding. The coding region runs from base 4029 to 4583 and encodes 184 amino acids. Gene Ontology annotation, biological process: signal transduction; regulation of apoptotic process. The transcript is spliced from 2 exons.